Molecule: messenger RNA, 228 nt
Organism: Lachnellula hyalina
Lineage: Eukaryota; Fungi; Ascomycota; Leotiomycetes; Helotiales; Lachnaceae
Gene: rpb10
Product: DNA-directed RNA polymerases I,II,and III subunit
Exons: 4
Coding region: 1-228 (75 amino acids)
Biological process (GO): tRNA transcription by RNA polymerase III; transcription by RNA polymerase I; transcription by RNA polymerase II
Cellular component (GO): RNA polymerase II, core complex; RNA polymerase I complex; RNA polymerase III complex
Molecular function (GO): DNA binding; zinc ion binding; DNA-directed RNA polymerase activity
Source: RefSeq, a predicted model, not a curated record
AUGAUUAUUCCUGUGCGCUGUUUCUCCUGCGGAAAGGUUAUUGGUGACCUAUGGGAACGGUACUUGAAACUCAUCGACGAGGGGAUUACAGAUGGAGAUGCCAUGGACCAACUUGGCUGCAAACGAUACUGCUGCCGCCGCAUGAUCAUGACACACGUUGACUUGAUCGAGAAACUCCUCAAGUACAACCCAGCAGAACGAGAUGCAAAGAAGGCGGCCAUGGGUUAA